AUGCGCCGAGACGACUGCCGGCCCGCGACCGAGGACGACUUUGUCUACCUCGAGGACGACGACGACGAGGACCCGAUCGAAGAUGAGCUCCGCAUGUGGGCGCGCUUCCGGCGGCGGCGCUUCUUCAAGUCGGGUCUCUCGACCUACGAAGAGUACUACUCGCGCAACGAGACAGGGCGGCGCCUCGGCCGCUUCUCAUUGCACAUGCGGCUCAACGAAGAGCGCCCGACCAUCACGAUCCUGCUAGGCAAUCGGUCGUCGCGCAGCCGCCCAUCGGCCGUGCGGCCCACCACCGAGACACCGCGGCGCGGUCGCAGCAGCAGCCUCGACGCCAAUUGGCGCGUCUCCAAGUGCGGUGACGUGCACCGGUCGCUCUCCAACGUGCCACGCCAAGAGCAGACGCGGGAGCCGUCGGGCACGCAGAGUCUUCUUAGCCGGCCCACGAGCAUGCCCGACGUGACGAUGCCAAGCCCGCCGCAACUGCGGCGCCAAUGCAGCUCGCCCGAGGUCUUCUUCGACGCGCAAGAGCCGCCUCUCGAGUACCAGGAAGCCGACACCGUGCGAUCGAGCACGCCCGACGAGGAUCCUCGUCCGAGCGACUAUGGCGAGGGCGACGACGAGCCUUCGCCGCUGUACGGCGACAAGCAAGACGACGCCGGGCGGUUCCGCGCCAGCGACACCUCCUCUCGCCCGAGUGACCUCGACAAGUUUCGGCCCAGUGGCAUGCGCGAAUCCUCCUUCAGCAGCAACUACAACCCAGUUACGAUCCGCAAUAGCGUCACCAACAACGUCAACGUCGUCGCGUUCCUCGGUGGCUUCAAGGGCAGUCGGCGCUCGACGCGGUCCUCGCUCGACCAGCGGCCGUCCUUUGACUCGUACCGCAUGAAGCGCAGCAAGAAGCCGGUCGCGACCGUGCCCGACACGAGCUUUGGCAAGCGGCUGCGCGACGCUCGCAACCGCAUCCCGCCCGAGUUCCGCGACGACCUCCCGAUCGCGCCGAUCCUUGUCGCCAAGCCCAUGCGGAUCAAAAAGUCGGUCCAGUUCCGGCCCGAGAACGACGUCUUUGUCUUUGAGAAGCAAGACCCGAUCGAGGACGACGACGACGACGUGUACGUUGUCGAGCUCGAGCACGAUCUCUAG
Molecule: messenger RNA, 1140 nt
Organism: Saprolegnia parasitica CBS 223.65
Lineage: Eukaryota; Oomycota; Saprolegniomycetes; Saprolegniales; Saprolegniaceae
Exons: 2
Coding region: 1-1140 (379 amino acids)
Source: RefSeq, a predicted model, not a curated record